This is a messenger RNA of Malania oleifera, 2249 nucleotides long. RefSeq names its product receptor-like cytosolic serine/threonine-protein kinase RBK2. NCBI's taxonomy places the organism in Eukaryota, Viridiplantae, Streptophyta, Magnoliopsida, Santalales, Ximeniaceae. Bases 368 to 1777 code for a protein of 469 amino acids. Gene Ontology annotation, molecular function: ATP binding; protein kinase activity. Gene Ontology annotation, biological process: protein phosphorylation. The record is from RefSeq and is a predicted model, not a curated record. The transcript is spliced from 10 exons.
GUCACAGAUCAUUGCCGGCGGCGGUCUCCGUCGUUGAAAUAGCUCAAAGUCGUACGAGGGAAGGGACAAAACAGGCAGCAGCUGGUGGGGGUGGGGAUCAUGGGACAGUCGUCUCUGACUCAACAACGUUGCUCCAAGCAAACCCACCUUAUUAUUCCCAAUAAUAAUUCCCUGAGAAGGAAGCAGCCGAUUUCUCUGAGCAACUUCAUGGCAGACAUUGUUGAAUUCCCAGAGAAACCUUGACACCCCCUGUUCUUCUUCUUCUUCUUCUUCUCGGGUUCUCUACACUCUGCUUUCAGCCUGUGUUCAUGGAAGUUCUCUGAGAAGCAUUGCCGGAGAGUUUCGUGAUGAAACAGUACAAAAUUCCAUGAGAAAAGUAGAGAACAUUCAGAAAGCAGGAUUUUCUGGUUCAAUUAAUGCCCUGUUCUUUGUCUUUGUCUCCCUUCAGGAUUUGUUGUCUUCAGAUAUGGACAAGGAGAGCCCAGAUGCGUGUUCUCCUACUGGAGUUCUCGAGGACUACUUGAGAACUGUAGAAUCAGAUACAAAUUCUUCAAAAGCAACCACCUCAGGCUCUGAAGGUCAACAAAAUUCCAAAGUUUCUUCUCACUUGAGCAGAUUUGUUCGAUUACUGAAAUCGAGAUCGAAGAAACCCUUGUCCACAUUGCAUCCUCUCAGCGCUUUAAAACUUUCAUUCAGAAGCACUAGCAUGAGAGAGUACUUGGGUAUGGCUCUGAGCACAGCCUUCGGGGGCACUGAUUCGCGCGAUGUCAACUCCCCCUGGAAGAACUUCACCCUCUCUGAGCUUCAAACAGCAACCAACAAUUUCAGCAGUGAAAAUGUGGUCGGAAAGGGUGGCUAUGCUGAGGUUUACAAGGGGUGUUUGCAAGACAGGCAGCUUAUCGCCAUUAAGCGGCUAACUCGAGGAACUCCAGAUGAAAGAAUAAAGGACUUUCUAUCAGAGUUUGGGAUUAUGGCUCAUGUCUGCCAUCCUAAUACUGCUAGAUUAAUUGGGUAUGGUGUUGAAGGAGGAAUGCACCUUGUUCUUGAAUUCUCUCCUCACGGGAGCUUAGCUUCUUUGCUUCAUGGUUCAAAGGGGAAAAUAGAAUGGGGUAUCAGAUAUAAGGUUGCACUAGGGACUGCAAAUGGUCUACUCUAUCUUCAUGAGUACUGUCAAAGGAGAAUCAUCCACAGAGACAUCAAGGCUGCAAAUAUUUUGCUUUCAGAGGACUAUGAGCCUCAGAUUUGUGAUUUUGGGCUUGCAAAAUGGCUACCAGAGCAUUGGACACACCAGACUGUAUCCAAAUUUGAAGGCACUUUCGGCUACUUAGCUCCUGAGUACUUAAUGCAUGGUAUCAUCGAUGAGAAAACCGAUGUUUUUGCCUUCGGUGUCGUGUUGUUGGAGCUAAUCACUGGACGCCGAGCUCUGGAUUACUCACAGCAAAGCCUUGUGUUGUGGGCAAAGCCAUUACUAAGGAAGAACAAAAUUAGGGACCUUGUCGACCCUUCCCUUGCUGAAAACUAUGACUCGCAGCAAAUGAAUCUCAUGGUCUUGGCUGCUUCCUUAUGCAUACGACAGUCUUCAAUUCGACGACCUCAAAUGAGUCAGGUUGUGCAGAUUCUAAAAGGAAACACUGGCAGUGUGGAGGGCUUGAAGAAAUUUCGAAAACCAUUCUUCCAAAAGACUGCAUGUGAAAAGCUCUUCGAUGCCGAAGAGGACAAAACAAUUAAAGGUUUAAAUGCCCUCAGUUGGCACAAAAUGAUCGCUUUCGAGUUCUGAAAGUGAGCUACAGACUUGCAGUAUACAUAUGCAUAUGCACUUUAGCCCUCAGCCCAUGGGCAUGUUAUACAUACUGUACAAAAGUGUUGCAACAAAAUUGACCAUCAAAAGAAGGAAAGGAAGGAAGGGGGGUGGACACAAAGAAUGACAAGAAAAUUAUGCUUUCUAACAUGGGAAACAAGGGAAGAAAGGUCCACAAUUCACAGCUCUGUGGUUGGUGUUGGCACCAAGUGAAGAUCUAUAGCACACCUGCAAUACCACAGUAGUCUAUUCCUUUAAAUUUUGGGAUGGUUGUCUAUCCAAAUUGGAAUGAAAACUGGGAAUAGUAUCUAAUUUAUCCAUGUUAUAUACAUACAUACAUGUGUUAAUGUACUGAGGGUUUAAGAAGAGCUGUGAAAGAUCAAUCUUUGUAGAGUGUGCGUGUGUAUUAGAUAACAAGUUAUAUAAUAACAUUAUUCCCUUCAUUUUCAGA